Molecule: messenger RNA, 5738 nt
Organism: Corvus hawaiiensis (hawaiian crow)
Lineage: Eukaryota; Metazoa; Chordata; Aves; Passeriformes; Corvidae
Product: gamma-aminobutyric acid receptor subunit gamma-4
Exons: 9
Coding region: 50-1414 (454 amino acids)
Biological process (GO): regulation of postsynaptic membrane potential; gamma-aminobutyric acid signaling pathway; chloride transport
Cellular component (GO): dendrite membrane; neuron projection; synapse
Molecular function (GO): benzodiazepine receptor activity; inhibitory extracellular ligand-gated monoatomic ion channel activity; GABA-A receptor activity
Source: RefSeq, a predicted model, not a curated record
GGGAGCACGGCCGCCGCCGCCCCCCGGGGCCGCCGCUCGCCUCGCAGAGAUGCCCGGGACGGUGCUGCUGCUCUGCCUGGCCCUCGGGCCGGUCCUGCGCGCCAGGUGUGAGAGCACAGAGGAAUACGAUUACGAUUACCUCAGCAUCAACAAAACCUGGGUCCUCACCCCCAAGGCACAGGAGACUGAUGCCACGCAGAUCCUCAACUCGCUGCUCAAGAACUAUGACAACAAGCUGAGGCCUGACAUUGGCAUCAAGCCCACGUUCAUUGAUGUGGAUAUCUACGUGAACAGCAUCGGGCCAGUGUCUGUCAUCCAGAUGGAAUACACCAUUGACAUCUUCUUUGCUCAGACGUGGUACGACCGGCGCCUGCGGUUCAACAGCACCUUGAAGGCGCUCACGCUGAACACCAACAUGGUGAGCCGCAUCUGGAUCCCUGACACCUUCUUUAGGAACUCCAAACGGGCUGACUCCCACUGGAUAACCACUCCCAAUCAGCUUCUCCGCAUCUGGAAUGACGGAAAGGUGCUCUACACUCUCAGGCUGACAAUCGAGGCUGAAUGUCUGCUCCAGCUGCAGAAUUUCCCAAUGGACACUCACUCCUGCCCUUUGGUUUUUUCCAGUUAUGGAUACCCUCGGGAGGAGAUCGUCUAUCGCUGGAGACGCUACUCCAUCGAGGUCUCUGACCAGCGCACCUGGAGGCUCUACCAGUUCGACUUCACAGGGCUGAGGAACACCUCGGAAGUGCUCAGGACUGGGGCAGGGGAGUACAUGGUGAUGACAGUUUCUUUUGACCUAAGUAGACGUAUGGGUUACUUUGCCAUUCAGACCUACAUUCCCUGCAUCCUGACUGUUGUUCUUUCCUGGGUUUCCUUCUGGAUCAAGAGAGACUCUACGCCAGCCAGGACAUCUCUGGGUAUCACGACUGUGCUCACCAUGACCACCCUGAGCACCAUCUCCCGCAAGCACCUCCCCCGUGUUUCCUACAUCACAGCCAUGGACCUCUUUGUCUCUGUGUGCUUCAUCUUCGUCUUUGCCGCUCUCAUGGAGUACGCCACGCUCAACUACCUGGUGGGAAACAAGAAACCACUGGAGCACAGCCACAGGAAAGCGAGGCUGCCACCUGCCGGUGCACAGGUGAUGCCAACCUUCACCACCAUCAACAUCAACCACAUCAUGCACUGGCCCCCAGAGAUCGAGGAGGAUGAGGAUGACGACCCUGGCUCCCCGUGCCUGGAGGGAAAGGAAUGCGAGAGGUUCUUUUGCUGCAUCGAGGACUGUCAGACGGGAAUGUGGCGGGAGGGGAGGGUCCGCAUCCACAUAUCCCGCCUGGACUCCUACUCCCGCGUCUUCUUCCCCACCGCCUUCCUGCUCUUCAACAUCGUCUACUGGAUUGCCUAUCUCUAUCUCUAGCCCUUCUUUGUCCUCAGCUGGAACGGACUGGACACCAGCCAGAGGGGCUUCUCAAGGAGCAUAGAUAACAGCGUCUCUUCUGUUGUAGUCAGCUGUCAGUCUGAACAACCCAACCUGGUGAUUCCCUCUUCCUGCUCUCUCAUCUCUUCUGAGAAGAACCAAACAGCUUUUUUUUAGCCUUCUAACAUAUCUUUUUAGAGAAUCUACCCUUCCCCAGACAACCCUCUCUCCAACACCACCAGCAUUGUACUCCUUGUAAGAUUACCCAAAAACAUCCUAUUGCCAUCUCAAGCAUUAGGGAUUUUGUCAAAAACAAAAACCUUAAUGCAUUUCAUUUUUCCAUCUAAUCCUACUCCAAAAUUUCAAGGAAGUGAUGGCAAGUGGAGUUUUCUGCACAGUUAUUAAGACUGCAAAGGAAAUAAAAUUCAUCUUAUGACUUCUGCACCACUUCCACCAGAACAGACUUUGUGGGGUGCUAGAAGCUCAGAAAGGUCAGAAGAAAAUAGCGUGGAAAAGGACAGCAGUGCAGCUUUCCCACAGUAGCUGGGCUUGGCUAAAAUGUUUUGGGCCUGCCCAGACAUCUGAUGGCGGCACUGAUGAGGAUGGAGUUGCUGCAAGCCUCCCCCAGCUCCCCGCAGAGUCUCUGUGAAGCAUUCCUCACGGAUCACUCCAGGACACCCACCCACUGAGGCGCUGCUGAUUCCCAUCAGACAGUGGUGAAAAGCACUUCACAAGUUGGAAGGGCCCACCUGCCUUACUGAAGCAGACUCUUCAGGGCCCACGGUGACAUUUCUGCUGUGUGACCAGGACUCGGAGCAGGCUCUGCAGUUGGGCAUAGCCAAAAAAGGGAGGAAGUCCUUGUGAGAAAGGCCAGAAGGAGCCUCCUGAGCCUGUUGUGAGGUAGUUUUCCUUGGCCUGUCUCACGUGGGGCAGUGCUGUCCCACACAGUGACACUCCUUGAUGCCAUCAGAUCUGUGCUGGUUAGUAGGUGCCAACCCGAGGAAGGGGCACAGGAAAGGGAAAACAGCUACCAGUGCACUCCCACAGCUCAGAUGUGUUCCCCUUCUUUAUUUCUUUCAUAAUUGCAUAAAACAAGAGUUUUCCCUCUAACUGGAUGACCCCUCCCCGUUGCCAUCAGUACUUGGCCUGUUUCCUCACAAAAUUGGGAAAUGGAGUGAGUUGUCCUUGAUGGGUUUCAAGGAGGACAAACGUAGUGAGAUGGUUCCGUCUUAAAGGUAUGGAGAAAUGCAAAACACAGCUUCAGCUGGGGAGAAACUGCAUAAGAUAGAGGAGGAAACUCAGGCCCAAGGUCCAUAAUGUGUCAACUGGCUGCCUCCCCAUCUACACCAACCGCUGAUGUGGCCCACAGCAUGGUUCUGAAAAGCAGUGGGCUGUUGAUAGUUACUCACUGUGUAAAUUAGAAACAAAAAAGAUCUUUUUUUAAAAACAGCAUGUUUUAGAAAAAAAUUAGAACUUAAAAGGCUUGUCAGGAGAAGAAAGCCAGCAUGGCUGCAGAGGGAAAGUUAGGAAAGGUUGGCUCACAGGACAGCUAACGGGGGCAGGAGGUUUUACAUAUUCUUGGAGAGCAAUUUGAUCUGGUUUAAAGACGGAUUUUGACACUGUUAAAUCUGAUCUGAAUAAUGAAGUGUCAUGUUUAAUUCAUUCACAAAUACAGCCUUACCUGGGUUCCAGAUGAACAGCUAGAGCAUCUUAUUAAGUAUACAAUAGUACAACACUCAACUAAGUAUAACCUAAUGGGGUCAGACCAGCAGAGCUCUGAAAGGGGAAAUUGCGCCUGUCUAACCUGUUACAGUUCUUUUAAAAUACCAAGUAAAAGAUAAAGGUUACUCAGAAGCAUAAUUUUCUUAGCUACUCCGACAGCUUUUGAAAGGGUGGAAAGAAAUUGUGGCGGGCGGUUCUAACUGAGGAAAUUGAUUUAGCAAAAGAAUUAUUAAGGAGGUUCUAAUUAGAGGAAAUUAACUGAGGGGGGGGGAAAGAAUUGUUAAGGAGGCUCUAAUUAGAGGAAAUUAAUGUUUUAGAGAGAAAGACACAGAGAGGGAGAAGUCUAAGAAAAGAAUCAAAACAACUUGCAGACAAGGGAAGCUGCUGGGUGACAGUGCUGACUCCCAGCCAAGCUGGUUGAUGUUCUGCUCCCAGUAGCAAAGCGUUAUUAGAUGUAGCAACAGAAAAACCUCCUAUGACUCAGCCCUACACCGACAGGGAGCUGGAUUAAACAGGGUCCUGUGAUCUCUGUGGGGAGCCAAAAGGAAAGAGCAUCCUAGAUUAAAUCUGGCUCACACGACAGACUCUGAGUGAAGCACGUCCUCACAUUUGGGAAGGCAGCUGUCGGGGGGAUGUGUGGGAGGGGACGCCCCGGUGGCAAACCAAGGUCUGUGCCAAAUAUCUCCUCAACAGGAUGGUGGCUUGAAAGGUGUGCAGGCAGUGGAGGCUGCACUGAACACAGGGAGCAAAAUGUGGAAGGGGAGCAGCUGAGAAAGGGAGGGUGGAAGGGAAAAUUGAACAGCCCUGUGCAAAGGAGCCCAAACAGCUGCAAUUUGCUGGAGCUUCGAAGCUCUUGGUGAACACAUAUGAUUAUCAUGGGCACUGGAGAACAGACUUCAGCCCUGAAAGCAGCAACUUGUUGAAAUUGGACUUUUUACAAAAUCAGCCAGGAGAGAAAGAGGGUGCACAAAAACCUAAGAGGACGACAGGGACUCGGACAAAUUAGACUCGAAAGAUUAUAAGGUUUCACCAAAAAAAGAUAAAGCCAACACACACCCAGGUAAUUUAACCAAUGAUGGAGGAUUUGACAGAGGAAAAUAGUCUAGCGUGGGCUGGAGCCCAAGGAAGCUGAUUACUAAGGCUGGGGAAGGAGGAGGGAGGGGGCUUUUUGGCUUAGGGAAAUCUGUGCCCAUCAUCCAUAGCACAAUAAAUAAAGGCAUGCACAAAUUCAAUCAUGCUUUUAAGUUCCUGUAGUACCUCAAAAAAAAAAAAAAAAAACAACAAAAAACCAGAAAGCUAAGAAAAGCCAAAAAGAAAAAUCUGCCAUUCUUUUGGAAUUACUUUGCAAGGCUCCAGUUUCCUUAUAAAAAGGUUUUCCAGCUAUCAGGAGGGAACUCAGGGCUCAGAGCCAUCCAGCAGCUGUGAGUUGCCCUGCUCAGAAUGGCCCUGGGAGUCAAGCCCCUCCGUGCCCUCCUAGGCUGGCAUUAAACACAGCCCAAAACCAUGGGGCUGAGCUGUGCUGCUCUGGGCAGGGAGGACAGAGGCACCAGGGCUGCUGCAAGGCACUUGGGUUGCUUCAAACACCUGUGCUGCCUCCUCCUCUCAUGGAGGUUUCAACGUUCUCCCAGGAAUUUGGUGGAGGAGCUUCAACCUGCCAGCCUCAGCAGCCAGGUGGGCACUGGGCUUCCCUCACCUCCUGCCUCCCCUUCCCAAGGACCAGCAAGUCACAUUCCCACCCCUGCACAUCCCCCUGCCAUGGUGAAGAUGAAUGCAGCCAAGGCCAGCAGGACCAGGGCAGUGACCUGUCCAUCUGUGCUGGGCGCUGGUGAGGCCACACCGCAACUCCUGGGGUCAGUUUUGGAACAGAGCUGGGGAAGGGUCUGAGCACAAGCCUGAUGAGGGGAAGCUGAGGGAGCUGGGGGGACUCAGCCUGGAGAAAAGGAGGCUCAGGGGAGACUUUAUCACUCUCUACAACUCCCUGACAGGAGGGUGUGGUGAGGGGUGGGUUGGUCUCUUCUCCCAGAUAACAAGGAACAGAGAAAACAAAUUCAAGAUGUGCCAGGGCAGGUUUAGGUUGGAUAUUGGGGGAAAUUUCCUCGCUGGAAGGGUGGUCAGGCUGUGGAACAGGCUGCCCAGGGAAUGGUGGAGUCACCAUCCCUGGAGGUGUUUAAAAGACGUGGAGAUGUGGCACUUGGGGACAUGGUUUAGUGGAGUGCUUGGCAGGGUUGGAUUUACAUUUGGACUCAAUGAUCAGAAAAGGUCUUUUCCAACCUAAAUGAUUCCAUGAUUCUAUCACUCUACUAUCCUAGUACCUAAUGAUGGGGACUGGAAAUUAUGAUCUCAGCAUUUAUGUCUUAUGGCCUUUGUUUGGAAUAUAAAAGGAAAUCAGGGAAAAGGUUGAUUUUUCAUUUCUCUGCCUCCAAUUCCUAUUCUUCCCCUCCAAAUUAUGCCGCAUAAGGAACCAUUUUUAGCCUCUGUGCUCUUCAGGGCAGGGACUCUGUUACUGUGUGUUUGUACAGGGACUGGCACUCUGGCGCUUGGUCCUUAACUGAGAUUUCUGGAUGCUACUUAUUAUACAUAAUAAACAACAUUAUUCACUGCC